This is a messenger RNA of Symbiodinium pilosum, 1347 nucleotides long. NCBI's taxonomy places the organism in Eukaryota, Dinophyceae, Suessiales, Symbiodiniaceae. The record is from the annotation of a GenBank genome assembly.
GCGGAGAGCAUUGGGCCUGCUUCAGACAACGGUGCUUCACAGCAGGUCGACGAGACACCAGUGUCAGAUGAUGGCUGCGGCGUGUCAGCGGAGGAAGCCCAUCCAGCAGGUAGCGAAGCGGAAGAGGAAGCAUCAGGAGCACCAGCCCACAAUCUGGAGGACUGUGCAGACGAGCAUGCCGCGGAUGAUGAAGGACCAAACGAGGAUCUGGAGGAGGAGGAGCCAGAAGACGAUGAGGAGCUGUCGCCGUAUCAUCCAAGUCCGCCUGGCACAGCCGGCGGUGGUGACAACAAGGACGACACCUUGCAGAUAUUGGUUGACAUUUCCGAGGCCAAAGGGUUUUCUUCAUCUCGCCGCACCCGCCGUCCGCGUGCUGGCCCGGGCCCACAUGAAGAUGCAGUCGAUCGAGCUGCAGAUACUGCAAGGCCCAUUACGACCAGCAUCAGCUCUGCAUCGCAGCGGGAAUCGCAAUCGAGCAGCAAUGCCUGCGCUUCGUGGUCGCCCAUAAUGUCGGCAACGCAGGCUGUCUCAAGACGGUCUCAAGAGGCAGACAGUCCUCGACCUGAAGAUGUUGUACAGAAGGACGUGGCCUCCACAGUCGUGCAGGAGGCUGUCAAAUGGCUGCUAGACAAGCUAUACAAGCGUUUCGAUUACAGCAAGCUUCAAAAGGUUCCAGAAUUGAUGAUUCGAAGCGAGGGCAAGGAGGUCUUCUUGCUGCGCUCGGCUCUGCGGAAGUACGUGGCUUUGCCUGGGGACGAGACGCAUGACGGCGGCCAGAACUUGGAGUCCUUGGAAGUCAAAGCCGAUCUUCUCCAGGAGUUGCUCAUGGGCCUUGCAGACUUCUUUGCAGUGGUGGAGCCCCCUGCUGCAGUGGACCUGGAAAACCUGGGAAGCUCUUUCUUGCGAGAGCUGUACAAGAUGCUGGGCCAAGUCAGGGAGUGCAGACUACGUCUCCUAGCCGCUGAGCCAAUUGAAGACGAACCGCUUUUUGACAGGCCGGAAGAGAGGAGCCAACCAUCAGGGCCCUGCGAGGGCGUCCUGGGCUCCCUUGUGAAGGAGGAAAGCACAGGAAUGCCAGAGGUACCGGACAAAGACGUCGAGGUAUUUCUUCCGCAGCGGGAGGAGUUCUGCAAUGCAGCCGUCCGAAGGUGGCGGCAGGAAUGGGACGUGGACGAGGAUGCUGGGGCAGGGUCUGCAGAUGCCCCUGGAGCUGUGAUUGAGGAGCCUGUCCCUGAUGUCCGCUCUCCAAAGCGCCCUCGUCGCAGCAGAGGUAGCGGUGAUGCCCCUGCGAGGAUGGAACAGGGUGGCUGGAAGCUUGAGAAGCAGCCAAUUGAGAUGUUUGAGUGA